Messenger RNA from Guillardia theta CCMP2712, 210 nucleotides. RefSeq lists its product as hypothetical. Bases 1 to 210 code for a protein of 69 amino acids. The transcript has 3 exons. NCBI's taxonomy places the organism in Eukaryota, Cryptophyceae, Pyrenomonadales, Geminigeraceae. The record is from RefSeq and is a predicted model, not a curated record.
AUGCUCUUCAAGAUCCUCCCCGCUCAGUCCCUGGCCAUGAUGCCCCGCUUUGCCUCCGCCCCCAUGCUCGAGGAGCGCUUCCCGGACAAGUGGGACAUGGAGGCUCAGUACGAUCCCUACGUUCCUGCUCCCACUGGCUUCGAUGCCAGCCGCUUCCCUGACAGGUCUGGUGAGGGCAACCAGUACCAGUAUGGUGAGGUGUUGCAUUAA